CUCUUACCGCUCACCACGUUUAUGAACUUAUAAACACUCCUCCAAUGGCAUCUUGCCCAUUGGCAUCUUUGCUGAGAUUAGAUAGUGGUCACUGAACCUUGGUAGCUGCCAUCAUGCUUGACGAAAGCCUUCCCACAUUCUACCUCAAACCCUCCCGCCAAACGCCGCACCAAAGCACCAUCCACCUCUACCAGCACGGCAACGACCCGCACCCAACCUACACCCUCCGACACCCAGACCCAACCCCAACGAACAAGAACCUAUACGCAGCAGCGCUCUACGACGCCCACGUCCCCUCAAUCCUCUACGGCGAAGUCCUCAUCCGCCCGCAAUGGCCCACGCCAACACUCUCCGCAGAAGCCAUCCGCGCCAAUGGCGCCGACCACGCACCUGACCCAGACCCUCUCCUCCCAACCACCUUCACCAUCAACCUCUACAACCCAGACCAAACCGUACUCGUCCACUACCGGCCCAAAACCUGGAACUCGCCCGCAGCCUGGGAAUUUGAAAUGCCCCAACACAGCUUCCGGCAACCGUCGGCCUCGACGCUGGAUCGCACGCAGGCCGACCCGGCCUCGGCGGAAAUCACCCCGCGCCUUAAAUUCGCCUGGCGCCGAGAAAGUAAAUUGUCGAAGGACCUGACGUGUUUUCUGUCCGGGAAGACGACGCAUUUGCCCGAGCAUAGGGCUAAUAAGGCCAGGACGAAGGAGCCGGAUAUCACUGUCGCGAUGUUCCAGGCGCUGAAGGAGUUGACGCUUUAUGAGCCGAAUUUGUACCGGGUGGAGAUGGAGGAUUUUAAGGGGCUUGAGGUCGUGUUGUUGUUGGCUGCUGUUACUAUUCGAGAUGUUUGGUUUGCGUCGCAGGGUUUGCGCGAGGUGUUUCGGGUGGGGAAGGUGGGCGGUGGUGCGGUUUCCAGUGCUGGCAAUGGGGGCGGGAAUGGCAGCGGGAAUGCUGGGAAGCAGAGACCAGCUGGUGGUAGUAGUUCAGGGCUGGCGAUCCCGUCCGGGGCCCCAAAUUCUUCGUCACCGUCGUCGCCAUCAUCUUUAUCACCGAUAAGGCAAUCUCCGCCGCGGUCGAGACCAGCGCAAUCGCAAACAUCCCCCACUGAGAGUUGGCGCAAGCAGGAGGAGGAGCGCCGCACGCAGAUGCUGCUGGAGGAGGAGGAACAGGCGCGCCGACGCCGCGAGGCAGAGCGCCAGGCCGAGAUCGAUCGCGAGACGCUCCGCCUCCAGCAGAUCUACGGCCAGGAGGAGGAGCGCGUGCGCAUGCAGGCCGCCGUGCCGCUUCCGCCGCGCACGACAGCUACGCCGGCCCCGGCGCCGAGUCUCCCGCUGCGGCCGGCGAACCCUCAACAGCAUCAUACCUAUCCGAACCAGGGUGGACGGCCGCGCAUCCAGUCCCCCGGGGCGGCGGAUCCGCGACAGUCGGUGGUGCGCUUUUCGUUGUCGCCGGAGCAACAGCAGCAACAGCAACAGGCGAAACCAAGUUUGCAGCCGAAGAAGAGCAGUUUCUUCCGAUUACGACGGUCGUCGGCGGACGAGACGAAGUUGGGUAAGAAGCGGAGUUCGAUGUUUUGAAAUGAUACCCUUGCAUAGCUGCAUAUGAGAUACGA
This is a messenger RNA of Aspergillus homomorphus CBS 101889, 1612 nucleotides long. RefSeq lists its product as uncharacterized. The record is from RefSeq and is a predicted model, not a curated record. Lineage: Eukaryota; Fungi; Ascomycota; Eurotiomycetes; Eurotiales; Aspergillaceae. The transcript has 2 exons. The coding region runs from base 114 to 1577 and encodes 487 amino acids.